UUCGACAAUUGCCUGUAGGUGAACGGGGGGAGAUGCCCGCCACAAAACCCCAGAAGAUGAAGAAAACGAUACGUGGCGGGUGAGGCAGCAGUUACUCAGAGAGGCCGGCAGGCUCAACACCUCAGGGCCUCCUUCUGGGCAGGGCGAGCGGGCGAGGUAGCCCGGCACGGCUGAGGCAACUGCGGCGGGGUCCUCAGUCCGCCUCCCUUCGCCGCGACCUUCAGGGGGCCUCGCUCGAGCGGCUCCUGUCCGCCCGCCCAGGAGCAGACACCGGAUCACCGCCCGCCCAGCAUGGCGCAAGCCGCGCAGAAGCUGGUCACGGCCGUCACCGUCAAAGGGCCAAAGCUCGUUUCCGCUGCUAUCACUUAUUCAAGGCCUCGCCUGGCCACAUUUUGGUACUAUGCCAAAGUUGAGUUGGCUCCCCCAACUCCUGCUGAAAUCCCUAAGGCCAUUGACAGUAUGAAAGGAUUGGUGAAGAGCUUCCAGACGGGCCGCCUCACACAGCUCACUGUUAAGGAAGCUCUGAGGAACGGUUUGGUGGCUACUGAAGUGUUAAUGUGGUUUUAUAUCGGCGAGAUCAUAGGCAAACGUGGCCUGAUUGGAUAUGAUGUUUGAAAGUCAUUUGCUUUUGAGCCCUAAAGGUGUCUUAAUAUUAAAUUCUGGCACUUGAGAUGAAA
Molecule: messenger RNA, 677 nt
Organism: Rhineura floridana
Lineage: Eukaryota; Metazoa; Chordata; Lepidosauria; Squamata; Rhineuridae
Gene: ATP5MG
Product: ATP synthase membrane subunit g
Exons: 3
Coding region: 292-615 (107 amino acids)
Biological process (GO): proton motive force-driven ATP synthesis
Molecular function (GO): proton transmembrane transporter activity
Source: RefSeq, a predicted model, not a curated record